Uranotaenia lowii is the source of this 3013-nucleotide messenger RNA. It is a transcript of the gene Prp6, whose product is annotated as pre-mRNA-processing factor 6. The coding region runs from base 159 to 2954 and encodes 931 amino acids. Gene Ontology annotation, biological process: mRNA splicing, via spliceosome; spliceosomal tri-snRNP complex assembly. Gene Ontology annotation, molecular function: protein binding. Lineage: Eukaryota; Metazoa; Arthropoda; Insecta; Diptera; Culicidae. The record is from RefSeq and is a predicted model, not a curated record. The transcript has 2 exons. Gene Ontology annotation, cellular component: U4/U6 x U5 tri-snRNP complex; catalytic step 2 spliceosome.
CAUCCGAAUCUCGAAUGUAAACAAAACAAAACGUUUAAAAAACUCGAUAAAUCGUUCGGGCGGACGGGUUUUCUACAAUUAAUUUAGGAAAAGUGACCGUAAUCGGAGUGAUUUUAUCGUAUUUCAAACGUAAAACAGUGCACUAGUUUCCGUAAAAGAUGGCCCACAUACCGGCUACCUCGUUGGGUAGCAAAAACAAGAAACAUUUUCUGGGUGUUCCGGCUCCGCUCGGCUAUGUUGCUGGUGUAGGUCGAGGUGCAACCGGUUUCACUACGCGGUCCGAUAUUGGUCCGGCUCGGGAUGCUAACGAUGUUUCGGAUGAUCGCCAUGCACCGCCUGCGACGAAACGGAAGAAAAAGGAUGACGACGACGAGGACGAUGAGGAUUUGAACGACUCGAAUUAUGAUGAGUUUAGUGGAUAUAGUGGAUCUUUGUUCAGUAAGGAUCCUUACGAUAAGGACGAUGCAGAGGCUGAUGCCAUUUACGAGAGCAUCGACAAGCGGAUGGAUGAAAAGCGCAAGGAGUACCGUGAGAAACGACUGAAGGAAGAUUUGGAACGAUAUCGACAGGAGCGGCCGAAAAUUCAGCAGCAAUUUUCGGAUUUGAAGCGUAAUUUGAUUAUGGUAUCGGAGGAUGAAUGGGCAAAUUUGCCGGAGGUGGGAGACAGUAGGAAUAAAAAGCAAAGAAAUCCGAGGGCCGAAAAGUUUACGCCACUUCCGGAUAGUGUGUUGUCGAGAAAUUUGGGUGGCGAAACUACGAGUACGAUUGAUGGGAGGUCCGGGUUGGCUUCGAUGAUACCGGGAGUGUCGACUCCUGGAAUGUUAACGCCUAGCGGAGAUUUGGAUCUGCGGAAAAUUGGUCAAGCUAGAAAUACACUGAUGAAUGUUAAGCUGUCGCAAGUUUCUGACUCGGUUGCUGGACAAACUGUAGUAGACCCUAAGGGUUAUUUGACCGAUUUACAGAGUAUGAUUCCCACUUAUGGUGGCGAUAUUAAUGAUAUCAAGAAAGCGAGAUUGCUGCUGAAAAGUGUUCGGGAAACUAAUCCGAAUCAUCCACCAGCUUGGAUUGCUAGUGCCCGUUUAGAGGAAGUCACUGGAAAGGUUCAGAUGGCCCGUAAUUUAAUCAUGCGUGGUUGCGAAGUUAAUCCGUUGAGUGAGGAUCUCUGGCUUGAGGCUGCCAGAUUGCAGCCUCCGGACACCGCCAAGGGAGUGAUAGCUCAGGCUGCAAGACAUAUUCCAACUUCAGUCAGGAUUUGGAUUAAGGCAGCAGAUCUCGAGACGGAAACCAAGGCUAAGAGAAGAGUUUUUCGGAAGGCUUUGGAACAUAUUCCUAACUCAGUACGUCUGUGGAAAGCAGCCGUUGAAAUGGAGAAUCCGGAGGAUGCCAAAAUCUUACUGUCCCGUGCUGUUGAAUGUUGUAACACUAGCGUAGAACUGUGGCUUGCACUGGCUCGUUUGGAAACGUACGAAAAUGCUCGAAAGGUAUUGAACAAAGCACGUGAAAAUAUUCCAACCGAUCGACAAAUUUGGACCACGGCUGCUAAGUUGGAAGAAGCUAAUGGAAACAAUCACAUGGUUGAAAAAAUUAUCGAUCGUGCGUUGUCUUCGUUGAGCGCAAACGGAGUCGAAAUCAAUCGGGAUCAGUGGCUGCAGGAAGCGAUGGAAGCUGAGAAAGCUGGAGCGAUUAAAUGUUGCCAGGCAAUUGUUAAGGCUGUUAUUUCGAUUGGUAUCGAUGAAGAAGAUCGUAAGCAGACCUGGAUUGAUGAUGCUGAUAACUGCGCAAAGGAGGGCGCUUACGAAUGUGCCCGAGCCGUUUACAACUUCGCUCUUGCUGAAUUCCCAUCCAAGAAAAGUAUUUGGUUGCGCGCUGCUUACUUCGAGAAAAAUCAUGGUACUCGUGAGAGUCUUGAAACUCUACUACAGAAAGCUGUGGCUCACUGCCCGAAGUCGGAAGUUCUCUGGUUGAUGGGAGCCAAAUCAAAAUGGUUAGCUGGAGAUGUACCCGCAGCUCGAGGAAUUUUGUCCCUUGCUUUCCAGGCCAAUCCAAAUUCAGAAGACAUUUGGCUUGCUGCCGUCAAACUUGAAUCGGAAAAUUCCGAAUUCGAAAGAGCUCGACGAUUGCUAGCUAAGGCACGAGCUUCCGCUCCAACCCCAAGAGUCAUGAUGAAGUCAGCCAAACUAGAAUGGGCUCUCAACAAUCUAGAGGAUGCCCUUAGUCUACUAGAAGAUGCAGUCAAAGUAUUCCCAGAUUUCGCGAAACUCUGGAUGAUGAAAGGGCAAAUUGAAGAACAGAAAAAACUUCUGGAGCGAGCCGUAGAUUCCUAUAAUUCCGGGCUUAAAAAGUGUCCCGAUUCCAUCAGCCUCUGGUUGUUGCUGGCAUCUCUGGAGGAAAAACGAAAUCUCCUAACCAAGGCACGGUCAGUCCUAGAACGAGGUCGUCUCAAGAACCCCAAGAAUCCAAUCCUAUGGCUGGCGGCCAUCCGCAUCGAAAUCCGGGCCGGCCUCAAAGACAUGGCUAACACCCUGUUGGCCCGAGCUCUCCAGGAUUGUCCGAACGCUGGCGAACUGUGGGCCGAAUCCAUCUUCCUGGAAGCACGGCCCCAACGCAAAUCCAAAUCGGUAGACGCCCUCAAAAAAUGCGAACACGACCGGCACGUACUGCUAGCCGUUUCCAAACUGUUCUGGAGCGAACGCAAGAUUCAAAAGUGUCGCGAUUGGUUCAAUCGAACCAUUAAAAUCGACCCGGACUUUGGCGAUGCGUGGGCCUACUUCUACAAGUUCGAGCUGCAGCACGGAACCGAGCAGCAGCAGCAGGAACUGAUCGAACGGUGCAUCGCGGCGGAACCGAAACAUGGGGAGGAGUGGUGCCGGGUGAGCAAGGACAUAGCCAACUGGUGCUUCAAAACAGAGGACGUUCUGAAGGCGGUUGUGAAGCAGCUGCCGACGCCGAUCUGAAGCGGAAACGGUACAGUAUGCGCAUCAUCUGGUUAAUAUAAUUUUAAUUUGAGCAAAUA